AUGUCGGCGGCAGAAGCAAUCACUACAGGUGUACAGGAACUACGCAUGACAGAGCUGACUGAUCGACGCUUGCGCCAGCUGGCUCGUGAACUUGGUCAAGAAUGGAAAUCAUUGGCUACAUUGCUCGGUUACAAAAAAGCAAAGAUCUUCCAGAUCGAGAAUGAUAAUCCAUGUCAGACACAAGAACAAAUCUUCAGCAUGCUGGUCGAGUGGAGACAACAGAAUCCUUCAAGCCCUGACCAGAUUGAAUCACUGUCAAACCAACUGCGGGAAGUUGGCAGAGAGGAUCUUGCGGAUGAGUUGCUAGGAAAUUUCCAGAGGGAGGACGCGAGGAAACAACAAGGAUUCGCUGAGACUAUGUUCUGCGGUAGGCAUAAGUCACAAAAAGAUGUCUACUGUAAGACGUGUCAAGAGCUGAUCUGCAAGACCUGCUCGUUAAGCAACAAUCAUGAAUCUCACCAGUACUUCACUGUUGAAGAGGCUUCAGAAAGAUAUAAACAAGUCUUGAAAGAUCAGUUGCCAGUCUUCAACACAGACUUGGCCAAAAUAGACCAAGCUUUGAUGUUUAUAUCUCAAGCCGAACAGACAUUCAGCUCCCAACUUACGCAGGCAACGGGCGUCGUGCAAAACAGAGCUGUUCGGGCAGUAGAAGAAGUCAUAGCAGAAGGGAAUCGAGUAAUUGAUGAGCUGAAACAACGAGAAAAGGAUUACCAGCAAACUUUGAACGAGAAAAGGAAAACACUGACUGAACUGCGGAGACGGAAAUCUCAUACGGUGGCUGUAGCCGAGUAUGUCAUGCAGGAAGAAUCAAGCAGCGAUUUCCUUGUCCGCUAUACUGACAUACGCAAGCAGUUCGAAAAGCUUGGUAGCGAACGUCCUCCCAAAAGCGACGUCAAACUUGUAUACCCGUUGUUUCUACGGAGUCAAAAUAUUGGUCCUGUCAAUCUUGGUGAGGUGGUUAUGGAGGACACAUGGGAGCUGUGUCAUAAAUUUGGGAAACAAGGACAAGGUGAAGGGGAGUUUGAAUCAGCCAGAGGCAUUGCUGCUGCCGCUGAACCUGACGAGAUUGCUGUGGCUGACUGGAAGAACGAGCGAGUAGUCAUCUGUGACAAACAGGGACAAAUCAGGGGGUUCAUUUCCGUCAUUUCACACGACGUAAAGGCUAUGUUGGAUGGGUGGGUGGUUGCGAGCAGUCCAGAUGUCAAGGUAUACAAACGAGACAGGACGCUAGCCUAUGAGUUCAGAACAAUUGAUAGUGAAGCUGGUAAGACAACCAUCCACGUCGUGAGUUUUGUACUCCUGAACAAUGGUAACAUCAUAGCGGGGGAUAUCGCGAGGAAGGUGUUGACUGAGCAUCAGCCGGGUAAAAAGGGCAAACUCAUACGCACCAUACCAGUGAGUUUACGACCUAACCACUUGGCUGUACUGAGCAAUGGUUGGAUUGUGAUCAGCGACUUGGAACAGGGACUAGCGGGCAUAGUGGAUGUGUCUGAUGGCAAAGCUGCUGAAGUCGCCACAAUCCAACCUACCAUCGACGGUAAACCAGGGAAACGCUGCGGUGGUGUAUGCAGCAACAGCUCGGGUAUCUACCUUGUGGUGAGCACAGGGUACGUCAACAGCAGUCACAUUCACCACUAUAACUGUGCCGGUCAGUUUGUCAGCUGUGUGGCCCAGGGGCUGUACAACCCCCAAGGAAUCACAUUCACGGUAGAUGGGCAGCAGCUGGCAGUGGCUGACCGUCACUCAGUAAAGAUAUAUCACAAGGUGUGA
Molecule: messenger RNA, 1770 nt
Organism: Patiria miniata (bat star)
Lineage: Eukaryota; Metazoa; Echinodermata; Asteroidea; Valvatida; Asterinidae
Exons: 4
Coding region: 1-1770 (589 amino acids)
Biological process (GO): protein polyubiquitination; proteasome-mediated ubiquitin-dependent protein catabolic process; signal transduction
Molecular function (GO): zinc ion binding; protein binding; ubiquitin protein ligase activity
Source: RefSeq, a predicted model, not a curated record